GGUGAUCUGUUAUUGUGGACUGGAGAUACACUUGGUAGCAACUAUGUCAGUGGUUUCAAGGAAGGUGUUGGAGGAGCAUUGCGAAUUUGUAGGCAUUGUAUGGGAACAAGACUGGAGACCAACAAUAAGUUUUUAUCUGAAGACUUUUCAGAAAGAGAUUUGGAUAAUCACAGACAAAUAUGUGCAUGUAUUGAAGAUGAAGAUAAUGCAUUAAACAUCCGUGAACAACUUUCCACAACCUAUGGGGUAAACAGAUUAAGUGUGUUGGAUAAGGUGCAACAUUUUGAUGUUUGCAUUUGCAUGCCUGAAGAUAUAAUGCAUAUAUUGUUGGAAGGCUUGGUACCCUAUGAAACAAAGUUGAUGCUGAAGUAUCUGAUUGAUGAAAGCAGAUGUAUCACACUCAAAGAGUUAAAUCGGAGGAUGGAAAACUUUGAUUAUGGAUACAUGAACAAAAAGAAUAAGCCAACUGCAAUUACCAGGGAAACAAUCAAUGGUGUCACUGAAGCUAAGCUUAAACAAUCAGCAUCUCAAAUGUGGUGUUUAUUCAGGUUCUUGCCAAUCAUGAUUGGUGAUAAAGUGGAUGAGCAACUGGAAAACUGGCAUUGUUUGCUGAAACUUUGGAAUAUUGUUCAAAUUUGUACUUCUCCAGGAAUAACAAAGGCUGAUGCUGCCUAUUUGAAAGUUAUGAUUAAUGAUCAUCACAAAAUGUUCAAAAAUCUCU
Messenger RNA from Dendronephthya gigantea, 721 nucleotides. RefSeq lists its product as uncharacterized. The record is from RefSeq and is a predicted model, not a curated record. The annotation marks the transcript as partial. The transcript is spliced from 3 exons. Lineage: Eukaryota; Metazoa; Cnidaria; Anthozoa; Malacalcyonacea; Nephtheidae.